AUGGCAGAUUCAAAGGACACUUGGAAGAAAGUCAAAAUGACCACUAACAGUGAAGUAAUCAAAGGUCCCCUCCCGCGCCGGCCCCGCCAGACCCUCCCCGCACGCCCCCCUGCGCCCCCUACCCGGCGCCCGCCAACCUGCCAAUCACACCCGCAGCACCCUGCCGUCCAGGUUCCAGGGGGUGGGGGCCAGGGCGGCCGCGCUCUUUUCCGGAGCCGGCCCCCCUGGAGGGCGGGGAAGUGGAGCGCUGCUCCGUCCACCUUCCCCGGGGCCGGGAAUGGCGGCGUCCGGCUCCCCGGGGCCAACUCCGAGUCCCUGCCUGAAGGAAACGCGCCAAGCCCCACCGCCGCUGGCCCCUGGCGGGGGGAGAGGAGAAAAUGAACUUACCUCCGGACGGUCCCGUCGGCGGAGCCAGCGCGGGAGUCCCGGGGGCCCAGGAGGUCCCGGCGCGGCGGCUACCGCAGUGCCCUCCGCCCCAUUGUUUCCCUUCCAAGAGGAUCCCGGCGAAGCCGAGCCCUGGAACCAGGAAGUUCCCCGGCGCGACACCUCCUGCCGCCGCUAUGGAAACGGCCCCCGCCUCCCAGGGCGGCUCGCCCGGGACCCCGCCUCCGCGCCACCGACCCCGCCCGCCUCACGGGCCGCUGCCAACCGACGCCGCUGCGGCCGCGGCCGCCGCCAUCUUGGGGCGGCCCGGGCGGCCUCUUCCCGGCGGCACGUGCGCGCUGCUCCCGCGUUCCCGCCGGCCGCGGGGGCGCGCUGCCAGGGCUGCCGUGUCAGCUUUCCUUUUUUAGAUCAUGGAAAUUGUCAAGAGUUUUAAUCUCCAGAAUCGUCCAUCAAGAGGUUCCAUAAAAAGAUGAAUGAUGGGAAAGGGCAGUCUACGGCGGAGUCGCUGAGGAACCUCUGGAUUCAGACAGCCUGAGUUCAAACCCCAGCUCCACCGCUGGCCACCUCUGAGACCUGGGUUAGUGUGCAACCCUCUGCCUCAGUUUCCUCCCCUGCAGAAUGAGGACAGCAAUAGAAACUACCUCACAGGGUUGGCUUAGAGGACUAAGUGAGAUUAUGCAUGCAGAAUGCUUAGCCCAAUGACUGGUA
This is a messenger RNA of Kogia breviceps (pygmy sperm whale), 1092 nucleotides long. RefSeq lists its product as uncharacterized. The record is from RefSeq and is a predicted model, not a curated record. Lineage: Eukaryota; Metazoa; Chordata; Mammalia; Artiodactyla; Physeteridae.